Molecule: messenger RNA, 969 nt
Organism: Zophobas morio
Lineage: Eukaryota; Metazoa; Arthropoda; Insecta; Coleoptera; Tenebrionidae
Product: GPN-loop GTPase 3-like
Exons: 6
Coding region: 45-860 (271 amino acids)
Molecular function (GO): GTPase activity
Source: RefSeq, a predicted model, not a curated record
CUGCAAAAUUUUGUAGCAGCUUGUACCACCAAAUCUCGCACGGAAUGAGAUAUGGCCAACUUGUUAUAGGCCCUGCAGGAAGUGGAAAGUCUACUUACACUAGCACUAUACAAAAACAUUGUAAGGACCUACGUAGACUCACUUAUUGCGCCAAUCUGGAUCCGGCUGCAGAAUAUUUUGAUUACGAUGUUGCGGUAGAUGUUAGGGAUUUAAUAAGUGUUGAAGAUGUCUUUGAAGAAUUAAAUUAUGGUCCUAACGGUGGACUUAUUUAUUGCAUGGAGUACCUUCUGGAGAAUAUUUCUUGGCUUACAGAAGAAAUUGGUGAUUAUGAAGACGAUUACUGGAUAUUCGACUGCCCGGGACAAAUAGAACUUUAUUCGCAUUCUACAAUAGUGAGAGAAAUUGUGGAACAUUUGGAACGUAUGGACUUUAGAAUAUGUGCUGUGUACCUUUUGGAUUCUCAAUUUAUUCAAGAUCCUUCUAAAUUUUUUGGUGGCUGCCUUUCCUCCAUGUCCGCUAUGAUUCGACUUGAACUACCACAUGUUAAUAUUUUAAAUAAAAUGGAUAUAAUAGGCUCGGGAAUUCGUAAGAAAGAGCUGGAGAGUUUUUUAGCACCGGACCCUCGGCUUAUUUCGGAAGAGUUAUCCAACGUAACGGAGCGUUGCAGAAAAUUGAACGAGGCCAUCGCGGAUCUUGUUGAUAGCUACAGUCUGGUUUCCUUUAUUCCUCUGAACAGAGAAGAUCCUGAAAGUGUUUAUCAAGUUCUUCAUCAUAUUGAUUUUGCAAUUCAGUAUGGAGAAAAUUUGGAACCGAAGGAAACUUUAUAUUGUAGCGAUGAACAGCAAAGUAAUAGAAAUUAAACUAAAUUUCUUUUCUUUGGAGGAUUAGUGGUGACUGCUGGACAUUAUACAAUUAAUAAGUUGUUCAUUUUUUUAAAUUUUUUGGUUUUACCAAUCCGACAUUGCUUGG